This is a messenger RNA of Suillus subaureus, 740 nucleotides long. RefSeq lists its product as uncharacterized. Bases 269 to 574 code for a protein of 101 amino acids. The record is from RefSeq and is a predicted model, not a curated record. The transcript has a single exon. Lineage: Eukaryota; Fungi; Basidiomycota; Agaricomycetes; Boletales; Suillaceae.
GCGCGAGGCUUUGCUCGAGGUCAAUAUAUUAAGACGCGAGGCUGCUCCGCUUUUGGAACUGCAUGAAGUCACCGGUAUCUUGACGCGAGACGAAGACGCAGGACUCAUCGUGGAACCCUCCAUACUCGUCGAUGAUCCCGGCGAUGAUCUGGAAGCACGCAUCUGUCGUUAUGGAUGCCUUUGAAUGUUUCUGGUGGGCGUGUUUGUAUAUUGUAUGCGGCUAGCUUCCUAACUUAUUUCAGGAGUACUAGUAGGAUCCCACGCGCUUAUGGGAUGUGUACCCACUAUAUUCAUCCGUUCAUUCCAGUACUCUCUAGAAAGCUGGUGUCGUUUCACCGUCCGCUCGUUUCUUAGUUUCCUCUUUGUCUCUCUGCUAUGUAUUUUUGAUAGUCUAUCCUUUGAUUUCAUACUGACAAACUCUCGCUCGAUGCGACUGAGAAAUGCUAUAUUAUUACAUGUAUAUCUGUCUUCCUUGCUAGCUUGUGUAUCAUCGAGCCCAGUGUACUUUGAAUAUACCAGCUUCUAUCAUAUCAUAUUGUGCAGACUCUCCAGUCCGCAGUCCGCGAAUCAAUGACUGGGCACAACCUGCCAAGAUGCCCAGAUCUGCCAGCAGCAUGCAUAAACCCAUUCGACGCGUGGAGUACGUCUUUGAUGGUACCUUCAAAAAAUUGUGUGCCCUUCUGUGAGCUACGUUGGUUAAUUGAUAGUCAACCGUCGCAAGGCGGAGUAUCGCACAAUCG